This is a messenger RNA of Eublepharis macularius, 1409 nucleotides long. RefSeq names its product ceramide synthase 4-like. Gene Ontology annotation, biological process: ceramide biosynthetic process. Gene Ontology annotation, cellular component: membrane. Bases 1 to 1182 code for a protein of 393 amino acids. The record is from RefSeq and is a predicted model, not a curated record. The transcript has 11 exons. Lineage: Eukaryota; Metazoa; Chordata; Lepidosauria; Squamata; Eublepharidae. Gene Ontology annotation, molecular function: DNA binding; sphingosine N-acyltransferase activity.
AUGUUUAUGGUGGUGAAGUCAUGUGAGAAAAGUUCUGAACCCUCCAUGACAUCUCGAUUUUGCAGCAUCGGUGCAGAGACAGUCCGGGUAAUGCUGCCCAUAACCAAGUGGCUGUGGAAAGAUGAAUUUUGGUUUCCUCCAGGAUUCUCCUGGGAGGACAUGAAAGAGACUGAAGAGAUCCGCUACCCUCAGCCCUGUCACCUCCUCCUCAGCAUCCCUUUUACAGCUCUCCUCCUCAUCCUCCGGGUUGUCUUCCAAAGGACCAUUGCGCUUUCCCUGGGCAGAAAAAUGGGACUAAAGGAAAAAGUGCGAAAGGAAGUUUCUCCAAAUGCUGUGCUUGAAGCUUAUUACAGGACACACCAAAAGCAACCUAAAGAGAGGGAGCUGAAAGGACUGGCCAAGCAGUGCGACCUGCAACCCCGGAAGGUGGAGAGAUGGUUUCGAUCCCGUCUCAAGCAAGACCAACUCAGCUUGACAGAGAAAUUCUGUGAAGCCAGUUGGAUGGCCAUAUUCUCUGUAAUUACCUUCAUCAUGGGCCUGGCUGUCUUCUAUGAUAAAUCCUUGUUCUGGGAUGACCGUGAGUGGUGGACUGGGUACCCGCGCCAGCCACUCCUGCCCUCUACGUUUGCCUACUACAUGCUGCAGCUUUCCAUCUACUGUUCCAUAUCCAUCACCCUCUUUUUCCAACGAAAGAAGAAAUUUGACGAGCAACUUCUCCACCAUGCUGUCACCAUCUUCCUCAUCUGCUACUCGUAUUGUGCCAACUACCUCCGUAUUGGAACCUUGGUUAUAUUCAUAUUUGAAUGUUCCACAUUUUUCAUGGCUCUCACGAAGGUCUUCAUCUAUGUAAAAUGGCAACGAACUAGUAAAACUCUCUUUAUCUUAUUUGCCAUCAUGUUCUUCUCUUGUCGCAUCGUAAUUUUCCCCUACAAAGUGCUCUACAACACGUAUUAUUGCACCAUGGAAUUCGUCAAACCCUUCUUUGGCUACUACUUAAUAAAUGCCAGCCUGAUGGUCCUACAACUGCUCAGCAUCUUCUGGACCUUUCUCAUCUUCAAGAUGAUGUACAAGCUCCUUAAAUUUGGCACGAUGAAAAAAGACAUAAGGAGUGACUCAGAAGACAGCAAAAGUGACAAAGAAGAGACAGAGCAGAAGGAAGCAAGUACUGAAUCGUGCAUGUGAAGCCUUCCAAUGAGGCAAACUAUGGCCCUGGGGCCUUUGGGGGUUGGAUAAACACUACAUGGGAUAGGCUAAAUCCUCUCCUCCUGCUCCUGCCCUGUGGUUCCUCUCCAAAUCAGAGGAGUGGAACCACAGUGGGCAAUUAGUUCUCCACACCACCUGUCACAUAAAAAAAGAUUGUCUAGUUUGACUCUAAUUGGACUAGUACUCUGAGUUAGUACAGGGAGAGA